AUGGGAAACCUUAUCUUUCAUUUCUGCUUCAUCUUCUUCAUGGCUUACCCAGGUUUUUGUCAGUCCAAUUUUUCUAAUUCCGAUGAAGUGGCUCUUCUUGCUUUCAAAUCUUCUGCCAGGGAUCCUUACAAUCACUUGCAAAACUGGUCCAAUUCGUCUUCCAUAUGCAAUUGGUCUGGAGUUACAUGUGAUUCUAAGCAUGAGAGAGUAAGAGUAUUGAGCCUUGAAAAGAUGGGUCUCAAGGGAACCUUGCCCUCACAGAUUGGCAAUUUGUCGUUCUUAGUGAAACUUGACCUCAGCAGCAACAACUUGUAUGGUAAGUUGCCAGAAGAGUUGCUUCACUUGCAGAGGUUAGAAACUCUCAACCUGAGCUAUAAUGCUUUCAGUGGAGAAAUCCCAAGUUCGAUAGGAAGCUUAUUUAUGCUUCAACACUUGAUUCUUGGCAAUAAUAACUUUGGAGGCAUCAUUCCUGCAAGUAUAUCCAAUUUGUCUACGUUGGAGACCUUGGAUUUGAAUUCUAACUCUCUCCAAGGAUCUAUUCCGUUUGAUAUUGGAAGACUUCAACGUCUCAAAAUUUUACGCCUUUCUGUAAACAAGCUUUCAGGAAUUAUGCCUCCAUCUAUUUCUAACAUUUCCUCACUUGAGCGGCUCAUUUUGUCUCUCAACCUCUUACAAGGAUAUAUUCCCAUAGAAAUGAAUAAGCUUACAAAGCUGAAAAUUAUAUACUUGGGAGGUAAUAAGUUGAGUGGCCAAAUACCAAGAAGUAUUGGGAACUUGAUCAUGCUUCAAGAGUUAUCUCUUUCAAACAAUAACUUACAAGGAGACAUUCCCAACGAAAUUAGCAAUCUUACAAAUGCGAAGAAUAUAUACCUGGAAACCAAUCAAUUGUCUGGUCACAUACCAAAAAGCAUUGGAAAAUUGACAACGCUUCAAGAGUUAUCUCUUGCCAACAACAACUUUGAAGGAAUUAUUCCCAAUGAAAUUAGAAGCCUUACAAAUCUGAAAAUAAUGGACAUAUCAGCUAAUCAACUAUUUGGCCACAUACCAAGAGGCAUUGAAAACUUGACUAUGCUUCAAAAUUUGAACCUUGAAAACAAUAAUUUAGAAGGCUCAAUACCUUUGGAAAUAGGCAAUCUUCAACAACUUGAGACAUUAUUGUUGUCUCAAAACAAAUUGACCGAAUAUAUUCCAUCCGAAGUUUUCAACAUCUCAACUUUAGAAUUCUUGUCUCUCUCAAACAAUUCUCUAUCAGGAAGUCUUCCAUCAGAUCUUGGAUAUGGCCUUCCUCAUCUACAAGAGUUGUAUUUAUGGGGAAACAAACUUUCUGGAAGAAUCCCGAGUACUAUAUCCAAUGCUUCUAAGUUAACCAUUCUAGAAUUGGAGCAAAAUAAUUUUGAAGGGGUUUUACCAAGCACACUUGGACAUUUAAGAUACUUAGAAACCCUUUCGGUGCAUGGGAACAAUUUCACCAUAAUGGAUGAUUUAAAUUCUGAAACUGGCUUUUUUAGCUCGUUGUCAAAAUGUAGACAUUUGAAAACUCUGAUUCUCUCAGAGAACCCAUUGCGUAUGAAACUUCCCAACUCCAUCGGAAACUUAUCUGAUUCUUUACAGAUGCUGAUGAUCGACUUCUGCGGGGUUUAUGGCAACAUACCAUCAGAAAUUGGAAAUCUGUCUAACUUGUUUGAGAUAUCUUUUGCUGGAAAUGUUUUAAAUGGAUCAAUUCCAGCAACAAUUAGCAACUUACAGGCUCUUCAGCAUUUGAAUCUUGUGGGCAAUGAGCUAGAUGGUUUCAUUGUAGAUGAGCUUUGUGACAUUAGAACACUUGCAUAUUUAUAUCUAUCUCGAAACAAGCUUUCUGGAGCAAUACCCCCUUGCUUAGGAAACCUUAUGUCCCUACGAAGACUUUACUUGGGCGGCAAUAAGUUGAUUUCUGAUAUACCUUCUUCCUUUUGGAACUUGACGGGUAUAUUGGAAGUAAACCUAUCUUCCAAUAUGUUAGUUGGAAAUCUUUCAUUCAAGAUUGGGAACAUGAAAGCUCUUAUUCGAUUAGACUUGUCAAGAAAUCAUAUUUCAGGCACCAUUCCAUCAACCAUAGGCAGCUUACCAAAUUUGCAAAAUGUCUCCUUAGCAGAUAACAUAUUGCAAGGGACGAUUCCGGAAUCACUUGGGAAUUUGCUGAGCUUAGUAAAGCUAGACCUUUCCCAAAAUAAUUUGUCUGGUGAGAUUCCUAAAUCACUAGAGUCACUUACAUCCCUUAAAUAUGUUAAUCUCUCUGAUAACAGACUGCAAGGUGAGAUUCCUAGUGGUGGGGUCUUCAAAGAUUUGACGGCUGAAUCUUUCAUGAUGAAUAAAGCACUUUGUGGUGAGCCGAAAAUGCAAGUGCCUCCAUGCAGAAAAGAACAAAGAAAGAGGUCAAAGGCAAAAUGGAUUUUGUUGAAAUACAUACUACCUAUGGUUUUGUCAGCAAUUUUAGUUCUUUCAGGCAUUAUCCUGUUUCGUCGUAAACGAAGGAAUUCUAGGCAUACCAUAGUGAAACAAGAUUUAUCAACUUUAGGAAUGCCAAGAAGGAUUUCGUAUUUUGAAAUAUUGGAUGCAACCAACAAAUUUGAUGAGAGUAACUUACUGGGAAGUGGAAGUUUUGGUUCUGUAUUCAAAGGAAGGCUUUCAAAUGGAAUAAUGGUUGCUUUUAAAAUAUUUAAUUCUGAUUCAGAAGCUAUGUCAAAGAGCUUUGAAGUGGAAUGUGACACAAUGCGUAAUGUGCGUCACCGCAAUUUGGUGAAGAUCAUUAGUAGUUGUUCCAGUGAUGACUUCAAGUGUUUGAUAAUGGAGUUCAUUCCCAAUGGAAGUCUUGAAAAAUGGUUAUAUUCUCAUAACUACUGUUUGGAUUUUUUGCGAAGGUUAAAUAUAAUGAUAAAUAUUGCAUCUGCUUUGGAGUAUCUCCAUCAUGGCUUGCCAACACAAAUAGUUCACUGUGAUCUGAAGCCAAGUAACAUUUUGUUAGAUGACAACAUGGUUGCUCAUGUGAGUGACUUUGGAAUUGCAAAAUUUUUAGAUAAAGGGAAAUCUAGGACACUCACAGAAACAAUACCUACAAUUGGUUAUGUAGCACCAGAAUAUGGAUCUCUUGGAAUAGUUUCAGCAAAAGUUGAUGUGUACAGUUUUGGAAUAAUACUGAUAGAAGUAUUCACAAGAAAAAGGCCAACAGAAGAUAUGUUUGUGGAUGGACUGAACUUAAAUAGUUGGGUAAGUGAAUCAAUGUCACAUUCACUAACUCAAGUGAUAGAUUGCAAUUUAUUAAAAGGAGAUCAUGGUGAACAAUAUAUGGCUAACAUUUUGACAUCUACAUCCUCUAUUCUUCAAUUGGCCUUGAAUUGUUGUGCCAAUUUUUCACAAAGGCGUUGCAAUAUGUCAGAGGUUGUGGUAUCAUUAAACAAGAUCAAGGACAUGUUUGUUCAAUCACGUCAUUUAAAGAAAUAUUGAAGCUAUUUGCAGCUAAUUUGCAUUAUUGUCUAUCUCUCAUAUUUAGAAAUUGGAUGCAAUACGUAGUGAGAAAUUAAUGGGGACACACUGUUGAAAAAUAUAUGAGCUGUAAAUUUAAUUUAUUGUUUUUUUGUAUGAGCUGUAAUAUAUGGAUUAUGAACGUUUUGAUUAAUGACAAGUAGGAGUCCAUAUUUUUAAGUUUUUAAAGAA
Messenger RNA from Neltuma alba, 3690 nucleotides. Its product is annotated as receptor kinase-like protein Xa21. Gene Ontology annotation, biological process: protein phosphorylation. Bases 1 to 3480 code for a protein of 1159 amino acids. Gene Ontology annotation, molecular function: ATP binding; protein kinase activity; receptor serine/threonine kinase binding. The transcript has 6 exons. The record is from RefSeq and is a predicted model, not a curated record. Lineage: Eukaryota; Viridiplantae; Streptophyta; Magnoliopsida; Fabales; Fabaceae.